AUGUCUGCGGUCCGAGCAUUGGCACUGGCCUUGCUUCACAUCAUCUUUAUCUAUAUUCAGCGAUCGAUCGAUGCCUGCAACAGUUACUGGAUGCGAGUGGUUAGAAGAAGGAGAAUGCUUAGGAAAUCACUUGCACUGAGGAGCAUACCUCCACCUUUAUGGAGAACAAGGAGAACAGCAAUGACCAGAGCACGUUUUCUCGCUGUAGCCGGAAUCAGAGUCCCCCGUCGCUACUGGAUUUAUCCCCGUAGCAGGGACUGGUGGGACAAUUUCGUCACUGCCAUAUGGGAUGACCAGCUGUGGAUUGAAAAUUUUCGUAUGACCAGGGAGACUUUCAAUGAAUUGGUUCAUUCCAUAGGGCACCGCCUGUCCCAUCAGCGCACCAGACUUCGCAAUCCAAUCUCUGUGGAGAUACGAGUCGCCAUAGCACUUUGGUAUCUUGCCAACUGUUCGACUUACCGUCAAUGCAUGAACCAAUUCGGAGUGGGUAUUUCAACAGUGGCAGGAAUAGUCUUGGAGGUCUGCUUGGCGAUAGAAUUGGAGCUACUCAGUAGAGUCGUGUGCCUUGGACCUGAUGUGGCGAGGAUUAUGUCUGGAUUUCAGAAACUUGGCUUUCCUCAUUGCAUUGGUGCAGUUGAUGGCACCCAUGUUGCCAUUUGCAAAUUUAAAGGCCGUGGACGGGAGUACAUCAACCGCAAGAAAUUCAAUUCCAUUCUCAUCCAGGGCACGGUGGACCAUACUGGAAGAUUCAUUGAUGCAGAGGUUGGCUGGAGUGGGCGGAACCAUGACGCCUUUGUUUUUGUGAAUUCUGCAAUUUGUACGGCAAUGGAUGCGGGGGUGUUUGUGCCAGGCAACCCCAGUCUUACAAUAGAGGAUGUAACCGUGCCACCACUCAUCAUAUCUGAUGCAGCCUACCCCAUGAGAAGGUGGCUGAUGAAGCCCUUCAAUAGGCCCCACACUCCCGCAGAAGCAUACUUUGACCGCUGCCUCACCAGAGCUAGGACCAUAGUGGAAAGAUGUUUUGGACGUUUGAAGGGGCGCUGGAGGUGUUUGAGGUCACAGCUUAUGGUUGCGGAGGAGAAUGUGACCUGCAUAGCUACCGCGUGUGUGGUGCUACAUAACAUUUGUGAAUUGAAAGGUCAUGGCAUUCCAGAGGAUGAUUCUCCUGUGAGGCCUGUGGAGGUGGAUGAGGAAUCUCUUGAACUCCCUGUGGGAGACAGAAGGCACCGGGAGGAGGGGAAGUUGGUGCGCGAUGCCCUUGCACGCCACAUGUUUCGAAACAGAAAUCUAACAAUAUAA
Molecule: messenger RNA, 1299 nt
Organism: Eublepharis macularius
Lineage: Eukaryota; Metazoa; Chordata; Lepidosauria; Squamata; Eublepharidae
Product: putative nuclease HARBI1
Exons: 2
Coding region: 1-1299 (432 amino acids)
Source: RefSeq, a predicted model, not a curated record